Messenger RNA from Bipolaris oryzae ATCC 44560, 876 nucleotides. RefSeq lists its product as uncharacterized. The transcript has a single exon. The record is from RefSeq and is a predicted model, not a curated record. NCBI's taxonomy places the organism in Eukaryota, Fungi, Ascomycota, Dothideomycetes, Pleosporales, Pleosporaceae. The coding region runs from base 1 to 876 and encodes 291 amino acids.
AUGCAGCAUAUCUCCCACCCGUACGGACUCGAUUUUGUACAGCUCUCGCCGAGUGUUUUCUACCGAGAACCGCCAAAAGACGCCAGACCAACUUGGAGAGCGAUUUCAAAGGAUCCUCAUCUGAUUGUCGUUGCCACAUGGCUCAAUGCCUCCCCAACGCAGGUUCACGCUUAUUUGUCUAGCUACAAAUCCAUUUUCCCAACAUCUGGCCUACUGCUCAUUGCAACAACUACGAAGCAUUUCCUUUUCCAGCCGACUGCCCAACGCGUACGCGAACUCGAGCCUGCUCUGAGAAUUUUCAAAAACACACAAGUUCAAGAAGAAGUUUUGCUCCAUAUUUUCUCGAGCGGCGGUACUUGUGCCAUUUACCAACUUGCAUCUGCGUACAGAGACCAGACAUCCCACCCUAUUCCGGUAUCUAAGAUUGUUUUUGACAGCUGCCCGGGCGUUACGUCAUACAGCUCUACGGUGGCUGCUUUUUGCGCUUCUCUUCCAAAGAAUCCUGUCCUAUGGACCAUCGGAAACGUGUUCUACCGCAUUGUCUUCGGUAUCGGGUUGAUUGCAGAAACAUUCACUAAUUGGAAGAACAUUGUUAGAUGGGCGUACGAAGGACUGAACGAGAAAGCACUGUUUCCUGAUUCCGCUGCUCGACUUUAUUUGUACAGUUUGGCAGAUGAGUUAGUUCCUUGGAAGAGCAUCGAACAGCAUGCUGAUGAAGCACGCAGCAUGUGUCAAAAGGUUUGGAGAGUGAGAUAUACGAGCACGGCUCAUGUCUACCAUAUGUUUCAGGAUCGAAGGAAAUAUUGGGAUGCCGUGAUAGGUAUAUGGGAUUCAGAUUAUUUGUCGGCUCCAGGGAGAAUUCGUGUGGCGUUUUAG